Molecule: messenger RNA, 7456 nt
Organism: Armigeres subalbatus
Lineage: Eukaryota; Metazoa; Arthropoda; Insecta; Diptera; Culicidae
Gene: pins
Product: G-protein-signaling modulator 2
Exons: 8
Coding region: 674-2890 (738 amino acids)
Biological process (GO): establishment of mitotic spindle orientation
Cellular component (GO): cell cortex
Molecular function (GO): G-protein alpha-subunit binding; GDP-dissociation inhibitor activity
Source: RefSeq, a predicted model, not a curated record
AGUGUAAAUAAAAACUUCAACCGUCAGCAAAACUGCUGCAGAAGUGAAAAAAUCAACGCUUUUUUCUCCUUGAUUCGUUCGCUGCAAGCGGAGGAAUGGUCGCGGCGGUGGCAACAAGAGUGAGCUAACUGUGGCUGGAAGUGGAAGCAAAACAUACGAAAACGGGUGCGUCGCGGAGAACAUCUCAAACAUUAUCGAAGUAAUCAAAACGCCGUGCCCGUCUGCGAAACGGUCGAUAUCCGAAGUGGCUUUUCGAUCAAGAAUUAAGUGCCAAAAAGGGGUAGUGCACUCGAAAUUCGGUUUGGUGUACGGUGCUUUGGAAGCGAUAAUUCAAUUCUCGAGCCGUUUUGUGCGUCACCCAUUUUUGUUUUUCUUCACUUCAUUGCUAGCGGAUUUGGUCUGGCGCUGCUGUGGAGCGCUGGGGCUACGGAUAUUAAGAAGUGCUGCUGAGGGGGGAGAAGUUCCUUCUGUCAUUGGUUCGUGUGUAGCAUUAAUUGAAAAUUAUUGUUCUCUCGUGUGCCGUCUCAAGAAGAGUGCAAUGUUUAGUGCUUAAUGCUAUCCGAUAUUAAUUAGGAAACGUAACGCUGUCUGUUUGGCUUGUCGCAAUAGUGAAAACAGGGAGUUUUUGUUCAUCAGCCUGCUAAACAUCCGACAAUACCUUGAAGGGAGCAUAAUGUCUUCUCUUUCAGCUAGCGCUGAAAAUCUGUCCAGCGAUCAGAAUAACGAUGGAUCAUCCAUGUGCCUGGAACUGGCUCUGGAGGGUGAACGAUUGUGCAAAUCCGGCGAUUGCCGUGCAGGGGUGGCCUUCUUCCAGGCUGCUAUCCAGGCCGGGACCGAUGACCUGCGAACGCUCAGUGCCAUAUACAGUCAGUUGGGGAAUGCAUAUUUUUAUCUGGGCGACUACACCAAAGCGAUGCAAUACCACAAACAUGACCUCACACUGGCACGGUCGAUGAACGAUAAAUUGGGCGAGGCAAAGUCCUCCGGUAAUCUGGGCAAUACACUCAAGGUGAUGGGCCGAUUCGACGAGGCCGCCAUAUUCUGCCAGCGACACUUGGCUAUUGCACAAUCGCUUGGCGAUCGUCUUUCAGAGGGCCGCGCUCUCUAUAAUUUAGGAAAUGUGUACCACGCCAAAGGCAAACAGUUGGGACAGAAAGAUCCCGGAGAUGUUUCUGACAAGGUGAAGGAAUCGCUCAUGCAGGCCGUCGAAUACUACCAGCAAAAUCUGACACUCAUGAAGGAGCUGGGUGACCGAGGAGCGCAGGGUCGGGCCUGCGGAAACCUAGGAAAUACUUACUACCUUUUGGGAAACUUUGAAACUGCCAUCGAACAUCAUCAGGAGAGACUACGGAUUGCACGGGAAUUUGGCGACAAAGCAGCCGAACGGCGGGCAAACAGCAAUCUAGGGAAUUCGCACAUUUUUCUCGGACAGUUCGAACAAGCUGCCAAUCACUACAAGCGCACCCUAUCGCUGGCAAUGGAAUUGGGCGAACGAGCCGUGGAAGCACAGGCAUGCUAUAGUCUGGGAAACACUUACACUUUACUAAGGGACUUCCCCACCGCCAUCGACUAUCAUCAGCGGCAUUUGGCGAUAGCUCAAGAGCUGGGAGAUCGCAUCGGGGAAGCUCGCGCUUGUUGGAGCCUUGGCAAUGCUCACUCGUCCAUUGGGAACCACGAAAAAGCUCUUCACUACGCCAACUCUCACUACAUAUUGGCCAAAGAGCUCGGAGAUGUGGUCGGUGAAAAUACGGCUAAAAUGAACAUAUCGGACCUUAGGAAGAUACUCGGACUCACGGAACUGCCCAUGGAGGGCAGCUCGGGGAUGCCAAUUGAGAAUGAUACUCUCCAGGAGCUGCCUAGCAACCAAAAUACUCAGCACGGCGGGGCCGUUGCUUUGAAAUCUGGAUCUAGUUUACUGUCCAAACAGUAUCGGGUGCGGCGGCAAAGCAUGGAACAGCUAGAUUUGAUCAAGCUGACGCCGGAUGGGAAGAAAAUGGUAAAUGCUGCACACGAAAAGCAACACUUGAUUGGACAACAGCCACAGCAGCAACAGGCCCAUAAGGUGAGCCACAAGCAGAACGAGAACAUUUUCAAAAACAACGACGAAGAUUUCUUUGAACUGCUGACGCGAUCCCAAAGCAAACGGAUGGACGAUCAGCGCUGCACUUUGAAGUUGACUCACGCCGAAAGUGUCGACUCGGCUAGGAAACCGUUGACGCAGCAUAACAGCAAUGCAGCUACAGCAGCAGCCAAGGACAAUAGAAACGCCCUGCUGGAGAUGAUAGCCGAUUUCCAAUCGGAACGCAUGGACGAACAACGAGCUUUGUUACCGGGGCUGAAACGAAUAUCACUUAACAACGCAACGAACCGUCCGGGUACGAAUGCCGGUGCUGACGGUCUACCAUCAGCGCAGCAGCCGCCCCAACUCCCGCCGUCAUCGGACGGAAUCGGCACACCACCGGACGAUGCAUUCCUUGAUAUGCUGAUGCGAUGUCAGGGUUCGAGAAUCGAAGAACAGCGCUCGGAGCUGCCGACGCCGAACAUCACCAUGGACGCUGAAGCUGGUGGAGACCGAAGGGCGCCUGCGGUUGGCAAUCCCAAUAGCGGAGCUACAGUUCCGGAUGAAGAUUUCUUCUCGCUGAUCAUGCGCCUCCAGGGUGGCCGAAUGGAAGACCAACGAGCUACGGUACCUUUGCAUAAUAACAAUAACAACAGUCGCAUCAACAACAACAAUCAAAACCACAACAAUAGUAAUAAUAACAACGGUAGUGUGGCCGGGGCUGUUGGGGGCGGAAGCAGCAAUAGUAGCUCCAGCAGUAGUAGUAAUGGAUCCAAUUCGAACAAUAGUCAAAACCAAAGUUCAAAUGGCGGAGGGAAGGGACUCAAAUGAUUUUACUCCUUAGAUAUGUAAGUUCACGGCUUCGAUUGUGAGUUGUUGAUAAUUAUUGUGUAUGAAAAGCUGAACCUGAAGCAAUCGCGCUUACCGGAAUCCGUUUUAGUGUGCUUCCUCUCAGCUAGAACCUUUGUAGCAGGAGUUGAAGCACUCCUUGAGGAACAGGAUGUGUGCUUACAAUAUUAUAUUAGCGGUAGGCUAUAUACAAUCUACAAUUAAGACUAGGGAUACACACCACGUCGAUAUCAAAAAGCGAUACUUAGAAAUCGAUCCGCGCCAUAUUUUCUGUCACUUCUGCACUCUGAAUGUUUGUGUGUGCGUGUGUUUGUUUCCUCGAAACAAUAUGUUUGUUCUAGUGAUUUUGUGCUAAGUUGAACUGCAGCUAAAGCGAGAGUAUCCCUCCGAUGUGAAUUUGUGAAUAUUUCUACUAGAUUUUUAAUAUACAUUCGUCGCAUGCAAUUUCAGACCUUUUGUAAAUAGUAAUAUUUUAGUCCCCAAAUAGAUAUCGUCUUCUAUAUAUAUUUUUUACCGAGAUUUAUUUUUCUAUACAUACAUCGAAUUAUUUUACGGUGAAUCUUUUAACAAUAGAAGAAUCGAACAAAUACAAAACGUAAGACUCAAAUCAACCUCUUGAUAGUUUUUUGAGAAUGCAUCAUACUAAUACUUUUUCCCAUCCUGAAUGUUAGAUGGUGGUACUGGUCGUCGAAAUUGAGGCUAUUUUUUAAAUUAGCUUUUUAAAUGAAUUUUCCAACGGAUUGACUUCAACCAGUUUCAUCAUGAAUCUAAACAAAUAACUAGAAUGACCAAAAUUACUAUUAAAUAAACAGCGAUAAAGCUGGAAUUUCCAUGAAUAUGAUAAAUAUUGCUAAAAUUUAAAAUAUGCUUAGAAUAUGAAAAAUUAGACAUUUAUUCAAGUGAUAAAAAAAUGGGAGCUUUGCCGAUUUUAUUUUUGAUUUUGUCUCUUGUUAUUUACAACAACAAAAAUGUUUUGUGGUGAUGGUUUGACUAAACUUUUUUUUUCGCAUUCCAAUAGUAUAAUUCACGUAAUUUUUACGACAUAAUUUGCUAUUUUUGAAAAGUGUAGGUACUGCAUAUGUUAUCAUACCAAUUCUUAAAUCUCAGCAGAUGGAAAUAUUAUAUACUAUUAUUGGGGAAGAUCCACAAAGUACGAUGGAUGCCCCCCCCCCUUGCAUCGCCUGACUUUACAGCAGUAUGAACUGUAUUGUCGUUUGCUAAUUUGUCUAUGAUAUGCUCUAAAUCAUCGAGUUUUUAUGCGCGACAAACUCGCUUGCGAUUCUGUAGAUAAACAGAAGAAGUGUGACGGACUAUAUAGACCACCCCUUGAAAUGUUUUUUGUAGAACAUUUGAGCGAAUAAUAUUCAUUGAACUCGUCGAUUUCCUACUUGAUUCUACUUGUUUAAAUGGGAAUGCCUACCAGAAGUAGAGGCAAUGAGCUAUUGAGGAGUAUUGUCGCUGUUCUCACUGGUAGGUGGUGGAACAUUUGCUGACGACGCCGAAGCAUAAACCCUAAGUUUUGACAGUUGAGGGGGUCAAAGCAAAGGAGUGUAAGUGACAAAAACCUAGUUUCGAGAAAAAUAAGUGCAAAGUUUUUCUAUAUUUUUUCAUUUCAUACAACUUGUAUGAAAGUUCAAAAAAUACUAAUUUUCAGCGAAUUUUCACAUUUUUUAUAAACAACGUACAAACUACAUAUUGCCGCAAAACAUUUUUGCUAUAGGGGUGAUCGGGGCAAUAUGGGCCACCUAAGGAAAUCGUUCCAAAAAGCGCUGAAAACCUCAACAAAUCAUGAUUCAAAUGUAGUUGACUUAUACUAGGGAGUGUUACCUUUCAUAGUACGUCGAUGAAUGGUGAAAAAUGUGUUUGGAAAUUGUUGUAAUGCACUUUUGAAAAUGUAUUGAUUUCAAUGUGUGUUCCCGACUAUACGGGGCAAUAUGAGCCACCAUUUGGGGCAGUAUGGGCCACCCAUCCAAAUCGUUUUUUUAGAGAGAAAAGUGUGGUAAUCUGGAAGAAUAUGAUAUUCCUACAACAGUUUAGAGUAUUCCAUACCAAAUAAAAAUAAUAAACCGCACAACAGCGGGCCGAACCGAUUUGCCACUCUUCACCGUUUGAAUAGCCAUAUUUCCAUUGAUCAAUAGUCAUUUUUCUGUUUCGAUCGCAGUAAUGCGGUGUUGUAUUUUUUCCGUAAUGAAGCUUAUAUAGAUGAUAAUAUUCUUGUAUUUGGCAACUGAAAUUUGAACUUGUUCGCUUAUUCAGGCCUGAUACCUUGCUCUGUGCAGGUAUGCCCAUAUUGCCCCAUAGAGACUGGUUUGGAAAAAAAAAAAUUUGAUUAAUUCAUAUUUGUAUCAGGACAAACAUGUGUGCACAAUAUUCAAUUAUAAUAGAUCUUUUGAUUGUGAUGUAUUUUUGACCUGUAUUUCAAUUAGUUUUGUGUCGAAACCUUAUUUAUAAACUUCAAAUCUUAUAAUAAUUUUGCACAUGCUGCGAAAAUGUACAUUUUCAAGUGUAUUUUCAUGUUUGAAUUGAAUUUUAAUGCGGUUUUCACGUUGAGGCAUAUGUGGAGCAUUCUCCUAAAGAUCAUAUAACUUUUACAUGGUAAAACUUGUCAAUAAGCUCAAAAAGAGAGUGGCUCAUAUUGCCCCUACUGCCCCUAAUCAACUCAAAUUCGACCAAAAUGUCACUUACACCCCUCUGCUUCUAACCCCCUCAUUUGUGUAACCAAGAUGUUUGCGAAUAUGUGCAAUAGAAUUCCCAGCGAAAAUCUUCCUGUGUAGCUUAAUUAUUACCUCUAUUCAAAUAGCAUUCGUUUAAAAGUGCAUUCAUACGAGAUCAUCGCCAUUAUGUGCUUCAAAAUAGCAAAUAAUGGUUUAGGCGUAAUAUAAACACAUGUUGGUGACAAUUGAAAUGUACUCAAUGAAUAGAAACAAUAAAUUUGAUAUUUUCUUUAUUUGCACUUUAAAAAUUUGUUAUUAUUCAAAUCAUGACCAGCAAGCAGGGUUGGAAUUUUUGUUCCGCAAUUUUUCAUAUAGGUUAUUGAUCAGAUCCUAAGCAUUCCAGUGGGACUUAUUUUCGACUAAUAAUAUUCAUAGCAAAACCUGCAUCAUUGGGUAAAAUGACUAAUAGUGGACCCCCAACCAAUAGCCCUUCAUACAUUUUUGCAUGAUUACAGCACAAUGUAAACAUUUUGCUAUGAAAUUUCAUCGGGAGAACCUACCUUACAGUCCUAUUAUUUAACUACAUGCAUUGGAAAUGCUAUGGAAAGUUAAAUUACACCCAGGUUUUUUUUUACGCGGUUGAAAUUCGUUAAUUUCCUGGUUAACCUAAACUUUUGCAGCUUUUUAAAUACCCCAUGAAUUUUCUUUGAUUUUUUGUGAUUUUUUUCGUGGGGCUAACUCAUUGUUUUGUUGACGAAGGUCUCAAACGACGAAAACCAAACCGUGUAAAAAAAAACCUGGGUGUAGAUGAUUUUUUACAAUUUUGUAAAAAAAAACACACGAGAGUGUCAAUUAUAGGAUUAUUUUGGGAGGUCCAUAAUAGGGAAGAAGAACGUCCCGAAACGGAAUAUCAAAAUCAAAUGAAGUGUCGACUACAGGGAAGCAAUUUCCUAUCAUGGACCCCCAGGGGGUCUGCUAUAGGACGAAUUCAGUCAAACAUUGAAAUGUUAAUUUCAACGAACAGAACUUGUUAUUAGAUAUCAAACGGAAUUAAUAUGUUGAAAAUUUCUACUCCUUAUGGCAAGAAGAGCAAAAUUCCGCUUCUAGGGAGUCCACUUUUGGGCAUUUUACCCUAGUAUAAUUUUAUCGUAUAGUUUAGUCGUUUGACAAAAUCUAUUGCAUUUUAAGCUAAAAAUAAUAUAAAAUAAAACAUGGAAAGCUUUCGUUCCCCAAAGCUGCACACCUAUUGCUGCUAGCAGUGUCAAAUCUUCCAAUAUAUUUAAUGAACUCUUAGAUUGAAUAACAAAUAUUAAAAUUAAAAACAGCAUAUACACAAUACUAAAUUAUUAACACUAAUUAAGGGGACAAAAAUUAUGCCACUCUUAAAGAAUGAAGACAGAAGUAAAAUUUAAAGUACACAAUAUAUGAGAUGUUUGAGAACCUCAAACAUAAAAAAAAGCUAAUUCGGAUAUUAUUUUCUAUGUACAACCAAACAAAGUCACAAACUGCUGAUGGGUUCAGAACCAUCAAGUAUUUACAGCGUGCAUUUAAUGUGAUUCCUAUACAACCACAAAUUCCAUUUUGAUAGUUUUCGUUUUCUUUUUCAAUGUUAUGUGUGAAUUUCAUGUAUGUAAACCUUCCUAUUUGUGAUAUUGCUCCAUUGUUGACAUCUGGAAUCGAAAACAAAAAUAUACGAUUUAGGAAAUGUUCAGAUUAGUCUAUUUUUGUUCGAAAGUUUGAUAUUGCUCUAGAUGAAGAACGCACGAAACUGGGGCAUGUGAAAAAAAAGCAGUUGGAAAUUCAAAUAAUGUUUUACCUUUCUGCAAAUUCUUGUUAUGUCCAAUCCAAAACAGUCUGAUUAACGCAAAUAAAAAAUGGUAUAAGUCAUGAAGAA